Vicia villosa (hairy vetch) is the source of this 540-nucleotide messenger RNA. RefSeq lists its product as uncharacterized. The transcript has a single exon. The record is from RefSeq and is a predicted model, not a curated record. Lineage: Eukaryota; Viridiplantae; Streptophyta; Magnoliopsida; Fabales; Fabaceae. The coding region runs from base 1 to 540 and encodes 179 amino acids.
AUGGAGCUUGUUUUUUCUGGUUGGUUUUAUUGUGAGUCAUUUGAUGCCCGAGAAGUUUAUGUGGAUGGAGCAUGUCAUUGGUUGGUUUUCGCCGGAACUGACCCUCUUGAACUAACUCUAUUGUCAUUUGACCUGAGUGAUGAGGCAUUCCUUAUAACACCCAUCGGGGAUAUACCUUAUACUCAUUUAGCUUUUCAAGCAUGCUUGACUGUGUUAAAUGGAUCUAUUGCUUUGCUCUCACAUAAUGACGAAUAUGGCAAUGAUAUUACUUUAACCAUAUCCAUUCUGGGUGAAGUCGGUGUGAAUGAAUCAUGGAUCAAAUUAUAUAUUUGUGGCCCCUUCUCCAUUUAUUGGCCCCCGGUUGGAUUUGGGAAGAAGGGAUAUAUUUUCUUUAGAAAAAAAGAUAAUAAACUAGCCUGUGUUGAUUUGAGCACCCAAGAAAUUGAGGAGAUUGGUAUUACUUGUUGUGCAGAGGAAAAUUAUUUUAGAAUCGGUCUUUACAAGGAAAGCCUUCUUUCAAUUGGAGGAUUGAGUAACUAG